AUGAAUGGGUUGGUUAUUGGCUUUAUACUUUUAGAGCUUUUAUAUGAUGCAACUAUUUUAUUACUUUUGGGUGAAGAUUCAUUGACGAUGACUUUUUCAUCAACAUUCUCUGUUCUGUUGAUUAGCAGAUUGAUAACAGGAUUUGGUAUUGGCAUUGGAAAUAUGAUUGCUUCAUUAUAUAUUUGUGAAAUUUCACUGAAAUUUCAUCGACUUAUAUUUGAAUCAAAUGGUAGAGGUUGGAGAUGGAUGGCUGCUGUUGCUUCUGUCCCUCCACUAUUACAACUUUUUGGUUUAUUAUUUGUUUCUGAAACUUCAAGAUUUUUGGUGAAACAAGGUGACUUUGAGAAUGCCAAGAAAGUUUUGAGCAAAAUUUAUCCCAAUUCACCUUAUGAAUUUUUGAAUAAAGAAAUUGAGGUUAUUCAUGCAGCAAUUGCUUAA
Dentiscutata heterogama is the source of this 438-nucleotide messenger RNA. Lineage: Eukaryota; Fungi; Glomeromycota; Glomeromycetes; Diversisporales; Gigasporaceae. The record is from the annotation of a GenBank genome assembly.